Lycium barbarum (goji berry) is the source of this 803-nucleotide messenger RNA. RefSeq lists its product as uncharacterized. NCBI's taxonomy places the organism in Eukaryota, Viridiplantae, Streptophyta, Magnoliopsida, Solanales, Solanaceae. The coding region runs from base 66 to 437 and encodes 123 amino acids. The record is from RefSeq and is a predicted model, not a curated record. The transcript is spliced from 2 exons.
AUAUGUAAUAACGGCUCCCAAAUACUUUGAGAAGGAAAAAAAAAAAAAAAAACCUGAGGGGAAAGAUGGUUGGAGAAGUGGAGAAGAUGGUGACAGUAGGGCUUGUUUGGGGAGCGACGAAUGCCCUAAUGCGAAAAGGAGCAAUCAAAUGGGACGAAACCAUCAAAUCAUUACCUCAAUCAAACACACCGCAGCACCCAGUGAUUACCACUCUCAAGAAUUGGUUCAAACUUGUGUUAAUAUGGCAGUAUUCAUUGCCAUUUAUUGUAAACCUGUCAGCAUCAGCUACUUUCUUUGCAAUUCUGAGUGAUACACCAAUUUCAUUAGCUGUUCCUGUUACUAAUGCCACCACUUUUGCUGCCACUGCUGUUUUUGGAUUGAUUCUUGGUGAAGAGACACGUGUUGGUCUUGCUCUUUUUGAAGUUCUCCAAAAAUGAAAGAGAAAAGCUUUGAAUCUGGGUGAGUUAAUCGUAACGUCCUCGGACGCUCUAUGAUUUCUCUUGGCCACUAUAAACCACAUUAGAGCAUGAGGGAGUCGCCUGUCCGUCCUAUUCAGGCCUCUAGUUUUCCACAAAGCCCAGUUUUUGUAGUGGCUUCAUCACAGCUGCUUUCAAAAACUAGCAUAUUCAAACAAAUUGAACAUAAUUUUUGUAAUUUAAUACUUUAAUUUGCAGCAGUAAUAGGUCAAAGUUUUUCCUACUCUCCUUGUGCAUGACAUUGUGAACUGGGUAUGUUUCAAGUAACUGCAACUUCAGUCUCUUGAAUCCAAACAGAUCUUGUCAUGUUGAACUCUUGAAUACAUA